AUGGACCUUGAGGCAAAGGAUGGCCUGCUCGCUUCCAGUCAGCCGGCCACCUCUGAUGGGAACUCUGCCCUGGACUGCAGUACUUGUUCAUGUCAAAGCGACAUACCUCCUCCUCGGCGCCUGCAGCGCGGUGCAGACACCCCUGUCCUGGCCCGCGGCCAGCCGGGACACCAGCCGCAAGCUCGCCAGCAGCAGCAACCUCCACAGAGCAAACCACCAGAGUAUUUACCCAGCUUCUUGGUCACCAAAGGCAAGGUGUUCAGCCGGUGCGAGCUGGCUCGUGUGCUCCAGGAAGAGGGGUUGGAUGGCUACAGGGGAUACAGCAUUGCCAACUGGCUGUGCAUGGCCUUUUGCGAGAGCAGCUUCAACACCGCAGCGCAGAGCGUCAAAGCGGAUGGCAGCACUAACUACAGCAUCUUCCAGAUCAACAGCCAGCUGUGGUGUACCGACGAAUGCAGCCCCUCGGAUAACCAAGCCACGCUUCUCUCUGCGGAUCUGCUAUCGAGUAACAUCAGUGAUGACACAAUCUGUGCCAAAAGAAUUGUGAGACACCCACAGGGAAUGGAUGCCUGGGAGGGCUGGGCAAUGCACUGCAAGGGAUGAGCCCUGUCUGAGUGGGUGGAAGGAUGUGAGCUGUGA
Messenger RNA from Pterocles gutturalis (yellow-throated sandgrouse), 639 nucleotides. RefSeq names its product lysozyme C, milk isozyme-like. NCBI's taxonomy places the organism in Eukaryota, Metazoa, Chordata, Aves, Pterocliformes, Pteroclidae. The transcript is spliced from 6 exons. The record is from RefSeq and is a predicted model, not a curated record. Gene Ontology annotation, molecular function: lysozyme activity.